This is a messenger RNA of Nerophis lumbriciformis (worm pipefish), 2701 nucleotides long. It is a transcript of the gene keap1a, whose product is annotated as kelch-like ECH-associated protein 1a. Gene Ontology annotation, molecular function: protein binding. The record is from RefSeq and is a predicted model, not a curated record. NCBI's taxonomy places the organism in Eukaryota, Metazoa, Chordata, Actinopteri, Syngnathiformes, Syngnathidae.
UCCUUGUAACACACAACUCUUGUUUUGGACGUCUUCCUCAUCUUUACUCCUCGGGACACUUUUUACUUCUCUUUGGACAACAUUUUUGAAGACAGUUGUAACCUUAAAUGCCCGCGAAGUUAGUGGACAAUCAAAUUAAACAACAGCCGCGACAUUUUGGACUUUUCGUCAAGCGGCUGUUUUUUUGCCGAGGAGAAACAUCGUAAGAGAAGAUUCCAAGCUGGAAGACAGCUUCUUGCUUCGUUGACUUAACGGAACAUCGUAUCAUGUUGUGGAAAGUUUGCUGACGCUGUUGUGACUUUGGGAUCAGUUAGCCAUGUUGGAUCCGGUAUGUCUGCAAGAGGACGUCAGCCUGUUUAACAGCCAUCGUGCUUUCACACACAGACACACGACCCUAACUUAAGUCUGUGACAGGAUUCUUCCACCGCCGUCAAUGGAGAGUUAAUGUGUGUGCACUACAAUGGGGACAAGGGAGAAUAUUUGGACAUUCCCAUCAAAGAAUUAAAACAAAUCAGAAGACUUAUGGGAUAAUUCACAACGUAACCACAAUCUGGACCAGUCGUCUGUCGCACAAUGCAUUGCUCGUUGAGAAAGAAAACACCAGCGCGCAACUCGGACUUCUCGGCUAUUGCCGUCCCCUCCAUGCACGGGUCGGGGUACCUGGACUACACGGUGGAAAGCCACGCGUCCAAGUCCCUGCAGCACAUGGACGAGUUCCGACGUCAGGAGGUACUGUGUGACCUGGUGCUGCACGUCACGCACAAGGAGAAGAGCAUGGACUUUAAGGUGCACAAGGUGGUCCUGGCCUCGUGCAGCCCCUACUUCAGAGCCAUGUUUUCCAGCAGUUUCAUAGAGUGUCAGGCCUCGGAGGUCACCCUGCGCGAUGUCUGCCCCCAGGUGGUGGGGAGGCUGAUCGACUUUGCCUACACGUCCCACAUCGUCGUGGGGGAGAAAUGUGUGCUGCAUGUUCUUUUGGGUGCCAUGAGGUUCCAGAUGGAAGACGUGGCCAAGGCAUGCUGCGACUUCCUCACCAAGCACCUGGAGUCGUCCAACGUCAUCGGCAUCACUCUCUUCGCAGAGGAGAUCGGAUGCGCCGAGCUGUACAUGAAAGGCCGGGAAUACAUCAACACACACUUCAGUGAGGUGACCAAAGAGGACGAAUUCUUUAGUUUGUCUCACUGCCAGCUGCUGGAGCUCAUCAGUCAGGACAGCAUCAAGGUGCUCUGCGAGUCAGAGGUGUAUAAAGCAUGUACCGACUGGGUGAGCUGGGACCUGGAGAAUCGAGCCCAGUACUUCCACGCUCUCCUGAACGCGGUCCACAUCUACGCUCUGCCCCCCAAGUUCCUCAAAAACCAGCUCCAGUCCUGCCCCAUCCUCAGCAAGGCCAACGCUUGUAAGGACUUCCUCUCAAAGAUCUUCCAGGAAAUGACGUUAAGGAAGGUUACUACGGCGCCCAUACGUGGAACACAGCUCAUCUACGUGGCUGGCGGAUAUCGGCAGCAGUCCCUGGCCACCAUGGAGGCUUACGACCCGCGCAGGAGAGAGUGGAUAAACCUGGCCGACAUGGCCGCACCCAGCAGUGGCCUGGCAGCGUGCACCCUUUUCGGGCUCCUCUACACCGUCGGCGGCAGAAACCUGUCGCUGGAGAACACCACCGAGUCCAACAUGCUGUGCUGCUACAACCCUAUGACCAACCAGUGGAGCCAGCGCGCGCCCCUCAACAUCCCCCGAAACCGGGUCGGGGUGGCCGUGGUGGACGGCUGCAUCUACGCAGUGGGCGGCUCCCAGGGCUCCACGCUGCACAACACUGUGGAGAGGUGGGAUCCAGAGUCCAAUCUCUGGUCCUUCGUGCGCCCCAUGUCGGUGGCCCGCAUGGGGGUGGGAGUGGCGGCAUGCGGGGGGGCGCUCUACGUGGUGGGUGGCCUCGAUGGACCGAACCGCUCCAAUAUGGCAGAGAAAUACCAACCGGACACGAACACCUGGCACCAGCUGGCACCCAUGAGCACCGUACGCAGCGGACUGGGGUUGGUGUGUGUCAACUCUUACCUGUACGCCAUAGGAGGCUUCGACGGACGCCACCCGCUGGCCACCGUGGAGCGCUACAACAUAGCCAGGAACACGUGGGAGUCCAGGGCAUCCAUGCAGAGCGGCAGGAGCGCGCACGGCGUGGCUGUGCACCAGGGCCGCAUCUUUGUGCUCGGAGGCUUCAACCAGCACGACUUCCUGUCCAGCGUGGAGCGUUACUGCCCCGAAAGGAACGAAUGGACGCACGUCACCGAGAUGUCGACGGGGCGCAGCGGGAUGGGCGUGGCCGUCACCAUGGAGCCGUGUCCGGGCAGCCUUCCCGAGCAAGAAGGAGAAGUCGAGCAGGGAUGAAGGGACGCUCCUGAAGGAGGCGCUGCUUUGUAAGUGGAUGCAACAGUGUUAUGUGUGAAAUGUGGAAGAUUGCAGGUGGACUUUUGCAUGGAAAAAGGACAGUAAGGACAUCUACUCAAUGUUGGAAACCAACCAAGGUGCAACAAUUACCAACAAUCUACAAUAUUUAAUUCAUUUUGAAAAACUGUUGCAUUUCUACCUCUCUUAUAACCCCCCUCCCCACAGACAUCUAAAUAGAGCACUUUGCUAAUGCCAAUGUAGUUCAUAUUUACUUCACUGUAAUUCAUGUAAAGCUUUUGAAAAUAAAUAUAAUGAAAUAGUUUAA